CACAAUGAUCAACCUAAUAUAUACAUGUGACACUGUAGAACAGUAUCGAUUUUAUGAUUACCCAGACUCCAGCCAUGACUCAUCUUUCAUUUGCGCAGAUAAACGUUACAUAUACUCUGAUGACUGAUUUGGCCCGGAGGUGAAACUGAUUAAGGAAAUAUCCCAACAUAAAUGACGCGAGAGAAGGAUAGAUAGAGCAUCGGCGAAGUGCCGGACUUUGUUAACGCUUAAACGGCUAUCUUCAUCUGCUUCCCCUUCCUCUACGCAAUUUCUCUGUGUUUUUGCUUCCUUUCGCCCAUGAAAUGCUUCCCCUUUCUUCCUCUUUCCCCUUAAAACCUCUCACUUCUCCCAUCUUCUCAAUUCCCACCACCCCAUUUCUCCCAACUAAUAAGCCCACCAGCAAGACCUUCGUCCGCUGCUCCUUGCCGUCUCCCCAGUCCCGGACCCUCCCUCAAACCGCCAUCCAGCGCAUCGCCGACAAGCUCCGGUCGCUCGGCUUCUCCGAGGACGACUCAUCCUCCUCCGGCUUGGACCGGCAAACAAAGAAUUCGAGUUCCAACCCGGGCGAAAUCUUCAUCCCUCUGCCCAAUGGCUUGCCCAAGCACCGAGUGGGUCACACUCUGGACCCUAGCUGGAGCACCCCGGAGAACCCGGUUCCCACCCCCGGCUCGGGCAAUUCGAUUAUCCGCUACCAUGAGCUCAGGCGAGUGGCCAGGAAGGAGAAAUGGGAGAAGAUGAAGGAGGAAAGAGGGAAGGGAAAGAUACCCACUCUGGCCGAGCUCAACUUGCCGCCGUCCGAGCGGCGGCGGCUGACGACAAUUGGGAUUGCCGAGAAGAGGAAAUUGAAAGUCGGGAAAGCUGGGAUUACUGAAGGGAUCGUUAAUGGGAUUCACGAGCGGUGGAGGCAGGCUGAAGUGGUGAAGAUUGUUUGUGAGGAUUUGUGUAAAUUGAACAUGAAGAGGACUCAUGACUUGCUGGAGAGGAAAACUGGCGGCUUGGUGGUUUGGAGAUCGGGAAGUAAAAUAGUUUUGUAUAGAGGUGCCAAUUAUAAGUAUCCGUACUUCUUAGAAGAUAAUGAAUCAAACGAUGAUGGAGAGACCAAGAACUUGUCACCUGUAAUGGAUGGAAGCUCUGGCGGCAAAACUGCACCAAAUAAUACGGUUCAGCGGAAGAUUGUACAAGGUGUUGGUGUACCUGAGAGGGUAAGGUUUCAGUUACCAGGGGAGGCACAGCUAGAAGAAGAAGCUGACAGGUUAUUAGAGGGAUUAGGCCCGCGGUUUACAGACUGGUGGGGGUAUGAUCCACUUCCUGUAGACGCUGAUCUUCUGCCUGCUGUUGUUCCUGGUUACCGUCGACCAUUCCGUCUGCUUCCUUAUGGCAUCCAGGCUAAGCUAACGAAUGAUGAAAUGACCACCUUGAAAAGGCUUGGACGACCAUUGCCUUGCCAUUUCGCAUUAGGUAGGAACAGAAAACAUCAAGGAUUGGCUGCUGCAAUAGUCAAGCUAUGGGAGAAAUGUGAGAUCGCUAAAAUUGCAGUUAAGAGGGGAGUGCAGAACACUAAUAGUGAGCUGAUGGCUGAAGAGCUAAAGUGGUUGACUGGAGGAGUUCUUCUUUCAAGGGAUAGGGAGUUUAUUGUGUUGUAUAGAGGGAAGGAUUUCCUUCCAGCUGCUGUUUCUUCUGCAAUAUCAGAGCGAAGAAGAAGGCCUGGAAUCCAUGGUGAUGGGCCAAAGAUAGUACAGAGUACCCUAGGACUUGGUGAAACUCCAAAAGAACUUGAAAAUGAGACUGAUGAUAGUGGUGCUUCCAGUGAUCAGAGAAAUUAUGUACCUCAACAUCAGAAGAAAAAAUCGACCAAGGCAGCCAUGAAAAAGACUAGCGUGAAAUUAGCUGUGACAUUAGAAAAGAAAGCAAAGGCAGAGGAACUUCUAGCAGAGCUUGAGGGAGGAGAGGAACCCAAACAACCUGAGGCGGACAUAGAGGGUAUCAGUGAAGAAGAGAGAUACAUGCUUAGGAAGGUUGGUUUGAGAAUGAAGCCUUUCCUGCUGUUGGGUAGAAGGGGGGUAUUUGAUGGAACGGUUGAGAACAUGCAUCUGCACUGGAAAUAUAGGGAACUUGUCAAGCUAAUAUGCAAAGAGAGAGACUUUGAGACUGCUCAACAAGUAGCGAAGACUUUGGAAGCUGAGAGUGGGGGAAUACUAGUGGCCUUGGAAAGAGUUAGCAAGGGGCAUGCGAUCAUUGUAUAUCGUGGGAAGAACUAUAAACGACCUGCUUCAUUGAGGCCUCAGACACUCCUAAGUAAAAGGGAAGCAAUGAAGCGCUCCCUUGAAGCUCAGCGUCGUGAGUCUCUGAAACUUCAUGUUCUGAAGCUGACCAGAAAUAUUGAAGACUUGAAAGAUAACAUGUUCAAAAACAUGGAAGAAGCACAUAGUCUCGAUUCACUUGACAGUUCAAGAUGUGAGGCUAAAGAAGAGCUGAACGUGGAGUCUGCUUAUCCUGAUCAGCAGUCUGAACUAGUUAUUCUAGAUCAUUCCGAAGAGAACAAGGUUAAAGAGGACCCGAACAUGGAGUCUGAUAAUCCUAAUCAGCAGUCUGAAGUAGUUACUCUAGAUCAUUCUGAAGAGAACGAUGAGACGAUGGAGCAGCGUGGAAGUGAUUCAAACUUCUUGAGCUUAAUGGAUGGCCUGGAUGUGCCCUCUGAUGGAAUCUCAACUCAGCAGGCCAUUCAGAACGAAGUUAGUCCAACAGUUAGUGAAGUCGAGACUGCAACAUGCGAUCCCGAGUCAUCAUUUCAAUCAUCUGAUGAGCAUGUACAAGGGAGACAACUGAGUGCUACGACCGAUAGAGCUGUAAACUCAACCCCGUCUCACGUUUCGUUUAUGUCAGAAAGAAGGCAUUUUACUCCUAGUGUCAAGCUUGACAAUACUCUUUCCGGUGCUGACUGCUCAGUUGGUCAAACAGUAAACUUAAAAGAAAGCGAGAUACAAACAGCAGCUUCAAGUGUAGUAAAAGGAAAGAAUGAGAUGCUGCCUUCUUCUAGGGUUCAGCUUUCUAACAGGGACAGGCUUAUCCUACGAAAGCAGGCUCUCAAAAUGAAGAACCGCCCGGUACUUUCCGUAGGGAAAAGCAACAUCAUAAGUGGAGUAGUCAAAACUAUCAAGGCUCACUUUCAGAGGUAUCCACUUGCUAUAGUGAAUGUAAAAGGCAGAGCAAAAGGAACUUCAGUCCAAGAGGUGGUUUUCCAGUUAGAGCAAGAAACAGGAGCUGUGUUAGUAUCCCAGGAACCUAGCAAAGUGAUACUGUAUAGGGGAUGGGGUGCAGAAGAUGAAGCAGGCCCUGUAGACAAGAAGAAGCAUAAGAAGAAGAGCCAACCGAGUCAACGAAUUGGAGAAGUGAGUGAUGACGAUGGAGUGAGUAAGGAGGCACGACCUGCGAUUUCCCUGGAGCUUAUGAAGGCGAUCCGCCUGGAAUGCGGGCUGCUGGAUAGCAAGCAGAAACACAACUCAUACAUUUGAAAAACCCAGUCAAGUAGUUGGCUCGUGCGGGUAAGGGAACAGAAGUUACAAGCACAGCAGCUAGCAUAACCUGCUGGAGAGAACAAUGACAGUAGAAAAGUGAACUGAUGAACCAGGUUAUCAUUCUCAUAUGAUCAGACUAUCUGAGAAGAAUUGCAGCUGGCUGGCAACAUGGGAAUAUGGAUCCUCUGGAGAAACUACUUGGUAGGAAGACCAUUGCCGAGGAAUCUAAGUUGUGCCCUUGAGAGCAGAAUUACUGCAAGUCUAUGCAGUUGCUUUCAUCUAUUUUUUUUUUUUUUUUCAGUUCUUUCUUUCAUAUAUUCGAACACUAAAAAAAUGUAAAAAAAGUAAAACCGUUUAAAACUAUGUGCAUGAUCUAAUUUUACUCAGCAAAAAAGUGGCAGUUGGUGGAGGGUGGAAGACGAACAGAAUGUGGGAGAAGGUGGGGGAGGGUGAUCAGUCACGGGGAAAACCCCACCAAAAUGAAUGGCAGACAGAGACUAAACUGCAAUGCGUGCUUCUUCUCUGCACUCUUAUCUUAUGGCUGGUUCUGUGUUUUGGACCAUUUUCCACUGAAAGCCGGGGGGGGAAGUCUUUUUUUGUGUCAUCUAUCUUUGCAGCUUGUAGGACAGUCUUUCUCCUCAUUUCGUGUAGACUGUACAUCUCUACUCUCUAGGACCCUCUCCCUCCGGCUAUCAAUCAUAAACAAGUGGUGGGGGAAAAAGAAUGUUAGAAUAGAAUUAUGCAUUCUGUUUUUGGAAUUUCUUUUACACGUUACUACAUUCAACUUCAAAUUUGAGACCUCUAGGUGGAAAAGUAGUGAUUACACUAGGGAUGGCAAUGGGUCGGAUUUUGUUAAACUCAAAUUCAAAUUCAUGGGUUUAUCCAUGAAAAAAACCCGGGAUAAAACUCACUGGGGUUGAAAAACUCAAACCCAACUCGCUAGGUAUCCGCGGGUUCAUGGAUACUACCCAUAGGUUUUUGUCGUAAAAAAUUUACAAUAACAAGUUCCUAUCAAAAUAAAAGUCAAAUAUCAAUCUCUCAAUAUAAAUUAUUUAUAUAUAAAACACCACUAUAGAAAAUUCAUGCAAAUCACAAAUUAACCAUAGAAAUUGUUCAACACCAAUCUAGAAAACUCAAGAAAAUUGAAGCAAAUCACAAAUUAUCCAUAAACAAUAUGAUUAAUUGAAAGCAUCUUCCUCCUUGUCAAUUGAGCUUCUUCACUCUCCACUCGAUAAUAUCAACUUCAUUCUACACAAUUAGAAAGAAAAAAUUAGACAUGUCUCCACAAACAUAAAGAAGAUUAGUUGUUUAGAAUAUUAAAUAUGCCGGGAAAAUUAAUUAUAUGGGUGUGGGCGGGUUUGCCUAAACCCAAACCCAACUCAACCCGGUGAAUAGUGAACGGGUUUAAACCUGAACUCGGCCCAAAACUCGUCAACACGGAUUUUACCCGCGUUGACCGAAUUGGGUCGGGUAAGAUACCUCCGAGUUCGGAUUUUGUUGCCAUCCCUAGAUCACACCGUUGGAUCAAGGCUUUGUUUGUAUGGAGUUUGAAAUUUCACUGCAUAAACAAUUUGUAAUUUUUGUGUAGUGGCAAACUAGUUGAAACCACAUGUUCUCACAAAUUCGAACUUCGAAUCCUCCUGCUCUGAGUAUGAGAGCCACUAGAAAUCCAUGAAAGUUACAAGAGAUGAGAUGAUGUGUUGGUAGCCUUAAUUAUCUUUAUUGAUGUUUUAAAAUCAAAACAUGCUCCAAUUAAUUAUAAGCACAAUUAUUGUGAUUAGGUUCUGAUUCUGACUCUUUCUUUGAUUUCUUUGAUCUACACUCUGACGUUUAAUUUAAAUUAGAAGAAAUAUAGAUGAUGAAAUAAACUUGAAAAUUAAUA
This is a messenger RNA of Linum trigynum, 5397 nucleotides long. The record is from the annotation of a GenBank genome assembly. NCBI's taxonomy places the organism in Eukaryota, Viridiplantae, Streptophyta, Magnoliopsida, Malpighiales, Linaceae.